Messenger RNA from Triticum aestivum (bread wheat), 1570 nucleotides. Its product is annotated as protein root UVB sensitive 5. The record is from RefSeq and is a predicted model, not a curated record. NCBI's taxonomy places the organism in Eukaryota, Viridiplantae, Streptophyta, Magnoliopsida, Poales, Poaceae.
AACGGGCACACCUGGCGCGCUGCCUCGAGGCCGCGCUCGAGCAGGUGAGGAGGGAGUCGAUGCGGCAGGGCGCGGCGCUGGACGAGCUGAGGCGGCGGCUCGAGCGGCGGCGGGCGCGCGCGGACAAGCUCCUCGCCACCAGGCGGAGGGCCGCCGAGGGCGUCGAGCACCGCAAGGAGCAGAUGCAGGCGCAGAUCGAGCGGGUGCUGCCGCCGCGCACCGACAAGUGCAGGUACCUGCCUGCCCGCCCGUUUCUUCCUCUCAAUGCGAGACUGGAGGCCGAUCUUGCCGGUGAGGAGACGGUGGCGGCGCCGACGAGCCGUCCCCCUUGGCGCCGUUGCCGCUGGGCACCGAGACAAAGGAGUGCUGGAUGCCAACGCCUCGAGGCCUGCCUCAAGUACAGAUCAUCAGCGGAAAAUAUUCAAUCAACAUACGACCACUGAGGGGAUCCAUCGGUGCAAUAUGAAUGAUGAAGGAGAAGAGCAAAGAACACAAAUCUUCCCCACGGCUAUUGAUUUUAUGCACAUCGGCUGCAUCAUGUGAUAUGGUAAACCAACAGAGGUAUGUGGAUAAUCCAAACUGCUUAUUUUUCGUCCGACACCGCCCCACCUUCAGUGACCUGAUUGCUAACAAAAUGUCACAGUAGGUUUGUUUCGAAGUAUCAGUUCAAAAUAUGGCGAUUGAAUAAAAAAACACUAUCUUAUUUUUUAUCUCAUGGAUCAUACUUUAAAGUUAAUAAUUUUUAUAAUGCUCUGUAAUAGAGUCGUGUUGGUUGUGUAAUUCUUGAGUGAGUUACAUGUUCUCUCCAUCACCCCCUUUAUUUUUUGCAAAUCAAUUGCCGUCUUCAUGUGUUUCAGCUGCUAGGACUGAAGGCCGAAGUUAUAUCAUAUGACACAGUAGCCAUGGACGCCACAUCAGCUUGGGAACAUGGCCACAACAGAUUGGUAUCUUCUCUUCUGAAAUUGGUUGCAUACUUGCCAAAGGUCGCAUGACUCAGCAGCCAUGGACGCCACAUCUGCUUGGGAAUGUGGCCGCAACAGAUUGGUAUUUGUUGGAUGGCAACUCUAAGCUGCAUGUUCAUUGGGAGAAUCAUGAUGAAUCUUUGAUGAACACUGUCAAAGAUGAAAAGGCGAAUUCUUUGAUUCCCCGGGCUGUCAGGGAUUUUGUACUUCCAGCAGGUUUUCUAGGUGAAUGUUGGCAUCCCCGUGUGGUUUGGUUAUGCAUCGAUGCAUUGCUUUUGCUCUUUGUCAUGGAGUACUAACUGUGGAGGUUCAGGUUUACAAUCUUAGAAAUGCAGUGAUUGAUGUGUUUUCUAAUCGUAAUGCAGCAAACAAAUUGUUUUGCAAGUUAUGUACUUUAAUUAUCUGUAUCUUACCAUUCUUACCAAGUACUGUCAAAUGUACAGCUUGAUUUUGUAUAUGUAUUUCCCUCAGUUUCUUGUAGGUUCCUGCAUAAGAGGUCAUUAUUGCAGAGUUGGAGACUGACACUAUGUUUAUCAGUACAUGCUAUUGGAAUUCCCAACAAACUUGACAGGAUGGAUCAGUCACACGUUGGUUACAUCAAGUCUUCU